This is a messenger RNA of Osmerus eperlanus (European smelt), 1720 nucleotides long. RefSeq names its product mitochondrial ribosome-associated GTPase 2 (gene mtg2). The transcript has 6 exons. The record is from RefSeq and is a predicted model, not a curated record. Bases 316 to 1569 code for a protein of 417 amino acids. Gene Ontology annotation, cellular component: plasma membrane; mitochondrion. NCBI's taxonomy places the organism in Eukaryota, Metazoa, Chordata, Actinopteri, Osmeriformes, Osmeridae. Gene Ontology annotation, molecular function: GTP binding; GTPase activity; magnesium ion binding.
ACCAUAGAAGUUGACUGGUAGUAACUGAUAUCUCUCAUAUUUACUUCAAAUGUACUCGGGACUAGCCUCAUAUCCACCUAUUGUGUUCCUGUAGUACCUCAAGGAAUUUAGUAUAAUAGCUAAAUUGUUGUCAUUACGCAACUAAAUACGUACAAUUAUUGAAUAACUACGCAUUCGUAGAGAAAGAAGGCCAGCAAACGGUAGCUUAGUUGCGAGGUAGCUAGCUAACAAUUUGUCCAACACAUACGCACAUGACAUACAUAUACAUUUAACGUUAAUUUCCGUCAUGAUAGACAUUCAUCUCUCAGUACAACAAUGAUCAACACAUUGACUAGGCUCCGAAGCCAAAGAUGUCUUGCUCAAGAGAUGGGACGUAUAUUUUAUCAAGCGUGUGUCCGGAAAGAUUUGGAAAGCUUCAGGUUGGUAGGUGUCAUAAACGUCCUAGCAACGCCGAGGACAUUGAUUCGAGUCAGGCAUGUCAGCACCUCCUGUGCUCUCUGUGCCAAAGUCCGAGGAUUUCAGAAAAAGAAAGAUCUUUCUGAAAAGAAACUGACUCGCCACUUUGUGGACUACCGCAAUGUGAAGCUAAUAGCUGGAGCUGGAGGGAAAGGAGCCUGUACCUUCCACAGUGAGCCCCGAAAGGAGUGGGGUGGACCGGAUGGAGGAAAUGGAGGAGAUGGGGGAAACAUAAUUAUUAAAGUCGACCGGCAGAUCAAAUCGUUGGCACAAGUAUCCACUGUAUAUAAGGCAGAUGACGGUGAAUCGGGAGGCAACAAAAACUGCUAUGGACGUAACGCCAGCUCAACCUACAUUUCUGUCCCCAUGGGUACGGUGGUGAAGGACCAGGGCAGAACUGUGGCUGACCUCUCCCAGCAUGGCCUGGAAUAUGUGGCUGUGUUUGGAGGUUCAGGGGGCAAGGGGAACCGUUUCUUCCUCUCCAAUGAGAACCGCGCCCCCCUGACGGCCACGCCAGGGGAGAGUGGCCAGGAGAGGCUCCUCCAGCUGGAGCUGCGCACCAUGGCCCACGCUGGACUGGUCGGGUUUCCUAAUGCAGGGAAGUCCUCUCUGCUUAGGGCAAUCUCCAAUGCUAAACCUGCUGUGGCUGCCUACCCUUUCACCACACUCAACCCCCAUGUGGGCAUCGUCAAGUACAGGGACCACGAACAAGUAGCAGUGGCUGACAUCCCAGGGAUCAUCCAUGGGGCCCAUCUGAACAGAGGUCUAGGCAUCUCCUUCCUGAGACAUAUAGAGCGCUGUCGCUUCCUGUUAUUUGUCCUGGACCUUGCCUCUCCAGAACCCUGGACCCAGCUACACCAGCUGCGCUAUGAGCUGAAUCAGUAUGAGCCUGGUCUGUCCAAUCGGCCCCACGCCAUUGUGGCCAACAAAAUGGACCUGCCAGGGGCCCGGGGCAACCUGGAGGCCCUCAGGAGCCACGUGAGCCAGAGGGUCAUCCCAGUAUCGGCCCUCACAGGACAGAACACGGAGGAGCUGAUCCUCCACCUGAGAGAGCUGUAUGAUGGUUACCUCCAGGGAGAGAGCACUGGAGAGGACAGACCCACCAGGUGGUAGCAGGAAGAGUGCUGUUCUGUCAUCCAACUGCUCUGCACCUGACACAUGUAGUCUAUUUAAAUUGUUAGGCAAAAUAUGUAUUUACUCUAUAUGACUGUAACAAAGGAUUUGUAUUUGUGAUGCAAUAAAUCAUUUUGAAUGCACCUUUUUU